This is a messenger RNA of Camellia sinensis, 396 nucleotides long. NCBI's taxonomy places the organism in Eukaryota, Viridiplantae, Streptophyta, Magnoliopsida, Ericales, Theaceae. The record is from RefSeq and is a predicted model, not a curated record.
AUGGUGGUGAAGAGUAAGGAGAAGUCUCAACACCUCGCCGACCUUGCAGAGAUGUUCGCCAUACUUAAGCUCCACAAGCUUCGCUUGAACGCCACAAAGUGCACCUUCGGAGUUGGCACCGGAAAGUUUUUGGGUUUUUUGGUCGCAAAUCGAGGGAUUGAAGCUGACCCAUCACAGAACAAGGCCAUACAAGACCUAGAGCGUCCCAACUCUACGAAGGACGCAGACUUCACUGGAAGAAUUUUGAAAUGGGCCGUGGAAUUAGGACAAUAUGACAUCAAGUUUCGAUCGCGCACCGCAAUCAAGGCUCAAGCACUUGCCGACUUUGUGGUGGAAUUUGCCCCUGGGAUGCAUCCAGUAUGUCCGGUUGAUUUGGCUGGUGCGGAUUUAGCAUAA